AUGUUGUCCCACGCUAUCGUUGCCCUAAUUGUAGCAGCAGCUCCGGCGCUGGCCAUUCCGCCGCCGAUAUUCGGUCUCCCAACCAGCGACUACGAUGCGGAACUGAGUGUGGCCUAUACACUCUCGGGCAACACGACGGUCUUACAGGCUGGGCAGCUCUUUGGGGGUAACAUAACACAAGACCAGCCAGCUCUGGCCCUGGACCCUCUGAGAUAUCCGUCUGUCGCCAGCUACGAGGGCCAGUACGUGAUCGUCAUGUGCGACCCGGACGCCACGACCCCAGACAACCCAGACCGCCGCUUCAUCCUGCACUGGCUGGCGCCCAACAUGACGACGGGCGCGCCCUACUCGGCGACCCGGCCGCAGACGGGCGUCGCGCUGACCAACAUGACCGAGAACUUCACGCCCUACCGGUCGCCGGGCCCGGCGCUGAAUUCGUCCGCGCACCGGUACAUCCUGUACGCGUUCCGGCAGCCCGACACCUUCACGGUGCCGGCCGAGUUCGACACGUACGCCGGCGGCGUCAACCGCACCGGCUUCAACCUGACCAGCUUCAUCGAGCUGGCUGGCCUCGGCAACCCUGCCGCCGCUGAGUACAUGUACGUCAGCAGGGAGCCGGCUGUGCCUGGGGACUUUGUGGCGCUGCCUGGGGAUCUGGUACCGCUGCCUCAAUGCGAUGGACUCAAACGAAGGCCGGCAUUCACGUGUCUUCAAAAUCGAUAUCCAGGACACUUUUACGCGCUGAAACUCGUGAGAGAGAUUACACCAACCACAGCAGCCUACUGGCUUGGCCCGGAUCCAGAAACCACGUUCGAAGUCCUCAAUUACGAGGUUAAGCGUACGUUUUACAACCACACAGACCCAUUCAGCAAUGAGUACCGCGCCUUUGGUCGCCUGCAAGAAGCGGGUCAUGAGCAGCUGGCCGUCAAGUGCUUCGGCUACUGGCUUCUGGAUGAACAGCACGAACGUAUCAUAAUGGCGCGGUUCCCACAAGUCAGACACGGCCUCAAUGCGAACGCUGACCAACGGAUCGUGAAGGAGAGGCGAUCUCAUUUCCAUUCCUCAGGGGCCAGGCCCGCGCCUAUCCGCGGCAUCCUCUCGGACUUCAGCGCCGCCAUCACCACACCGCAUUUUGUCGCCAACCCGGAGCUGAUCCCGCGCCUCUCAGUGAUGGAGCUUGAGACGUCCCUGUACAGCACGAAUGACUACUUGGGGCUCGAAGACCUGGCGGAACGCUGGAAUUGGAAACACACCGAAGCCAAUCUCCUCCGAGAAUUGAAAAUGAAUGAUCUCGGCCGUACUGACAAUUCCACGCGAAGCUUUUGCUUUUCCCCAAUCUACCACACCAUCCGCCACCUACCCUCUUCUAUUGCAAUCAAUGCCCUACUUGAAGUGUUUGCCUUCACAAUAAAUUCUACGACGUGCUUCUACCGCCACGUUGAUUCGGUAGUUCUGUCCAAGAUGACCUCACGAGGCUAUCAAGGCGGUUUCCUUGCCAUCCCUAGCUUCAAAGCCCAAUCUUCAUCGCAGACGGACAUAAGCCUCACUCUUGAGAAGCUGCAGACCGACGAGCAGCGCCGCGUUCUUGACACAGUAUCUCAGGUGCGAAAAUGCGGCCUGGAAAGCGUACUUUCUCUCCCACAGAUUGUUGUGUGCGGUGAUCAGUCCGCGGGGAAGAGCUCCGUGCUGGAGGCCCUUACCGAGAUUCCUUUCCCUCGCAAUGACAACCUUUGCACUCGAUUCGCGACUGAAAUUUGUCUCCGACGCGACCCAGUUAACAGUCUCACCAUUCGAGUCAUUCCCGACAGCGACCGUCCCCAGAAGAAGCAGGAGCAGAUCAAGAGGUACUCCGAGUCGACUACCGAUUUGAAAGAUUUGCCCAGAAUCAUGGGCAACGCCAAGAAGGUGAUGGGUAUCUCUGAAGGCGGCAAUGCGUUCGCUAAGGAUACUCUUAGCAUCGAAAUCUGUGGACCAGAUCGGCCCCAACUUACCCUUGUUGACAUUCCCGGUUUGAUUCAGACAUCCACAAAGGGUGUUUCCGAUGCUGAUGUGGCUAUGGUUGCAGAGAUCACAGACCACUACAUAGAGCAGCCACGAACGAUUUGCCUCGCUGUCAUCUCGGCAACAAAUGACGCUGCUAAUCAGGCUAUCCUCCAGAGAGUCCGGAAAUUUGACCCUCACGGUGAUCGCACCCUGGGAGUCAUCACGAAGCCUGACCGACUCAGCGCGGGUUCUGGUUCAGAAACGAAGUUUCUCGAGCUCGCUCGAAACGAGGACGUCUUCUUCAAGCUUGGAUGGCAUGUUACCAAGAACAGGAAAUUCGAGGAGAAGAAUUUCUCUCUCGAGCAGCGUAACCAGUCUGAAAAGGACUUUUUCAAAGCAUCAAGAUUCAACACACUUCCAAAGGAGAAUGUUGGUAUCGAUGCACUGCGUGUACGUCUCAGCUAUCUUCUUUUCGAACACGUAAAGCACGAGUUGCCUCGUUUGCAAAAGGACCUUGAGUCUGCAUUGCAGACGGCCCAAAAUGAGCUCAAGACGCUUGGCACUUCCCGGUCGACUGCGGCGGAGUGCCGGACCUAUUUGACGCAGCUCAACAUGGAAUGCUACGAGAUCUGCCGUGCUGCCGUGGAUGGAAACUACGAGCACCGCCACUUCACUCUCAUUUCUGAUGAUAUCGAGUCUUGCAGCUACUCGGUCACGGACACAGUCCCUGUGCGACGGCUACGCGCUUGCGUGCAAAUGAACAAUCGGGCUUUCGCGGAGGACUUGGAAGCAAAGGGACACAAAUACGACCUUGACACCGUACGUUCCAACCAUGCAUCCAAGUCUUCGGGUCCACGGGCCCUCUCUGGGAAAGAGGCUUUGGGUUGGGUGGGACGGAAGCUCCAACGAGCACGAGGUACAGAGCUGAUCGGUAAUUUCAAUCCGAAAGUGAUCGGUGAGUUGUUCUGGGAGCAAUCCAGUCCAUGGGAAGGCAUGGCCAAAGCCCAUGUUGAGAGAAUUAACACGGCUUGCGUUAUGUUUCUCGCAAAUCUGUUGGAGUCAAUGACAACGCAUGAGCUCAAGUCACGAAUUUGGGCUAAGAUGGUUGCUGAUGUCCUGAAGUCGCGUAAGGAAGCAGCCUUGCAAGAGCUUGAGAGACUCAUCAAGGACAAGAAAGCUGUUCCCAUCAAUUACAACCACUACUACACGGACAACGUUCACAAGAAGCGCGGAGAGAGAAUUGAGGCCCAGCUCAAGAAAUACGUUCCCCAAAACACCUCACCCGCAUCUUCCACGAGUCGGUGCAGCCUAGGAACCCAUUACUACCAGUCUCAGUCCGAAACAAAGGACCAGCUGGAGCGGGCAAUAUCCAAGUGGAAAGACAGUGUUACCGCUGACAUGGAGGAGUUCAGCUGCGAGGAGUCGCUAGAUUGCCUGGAUGCCAUCUACAAGGUCCAACUGAAGGUAUUCGUCGCCAACGUCACGACCCAGGUCAUUGAGCGUCACCUCCUCGCCGAACUUUACAAUAUUUUCUCACCCAUGACCGUCCUCCAAAUGUCCGAUGCCAAGAUACAGGGCAUCGUUUCGGAGCCCGAGUCCACGAAGCGCCGGAGAGAUCUCCUCUCUCAUCAGAUCAACAAGCUGGAGGAGGGGCAGGAGAUCUUUCGGGGCGUCAUGGACCCCUGA
Messenger RNA from Diaporthe amygdali, 3669 nucleotides. RefSeq lists its product as uncharacterized. The record is from RefSeq and is a predicted model, not a curated record. The transcript has 10 exons. Bases 1 to 3669 code for a protein of 1222 amino acids. Gene Ontology annotation, molecular function: microtubule binding; GTP binding; GTPase activity. NCBI's taxonomy places the organism in Eukaryota, Fungi, Ascomycota, Sordariomycetes, Diaporthales, Diaporthaceae. Gene Ontology annotation, cellular component: membrane; cytoplasm; microtubule.